GCCGGCAGUUCGGCACAUCCAGGCGUCGGCAGUUCCGAGCACGAGGCUCAGCCCCAUUUCAGGUCUCAAGAAAGACGCGCGAUCAUUAACAGACAGCUUCUCGCUAAACACAUAUAACCCGACCACCAUCGGCACUGUCUCAGUUACUCUUCAUCCGGCCAAACACCCCAGCUCCAUCUCCGCACAAUGCCACGUUACCACUCCGACUCAGAGUCGGAUUACUCCCCUCCUCGGCGCCGCUCGCCCACCCCAGGCCCGCGCCGCGUCCGCGACAUGUCCCCCGACCAUCGCCCGCGCUUCCAAUACGACGGCCCCACCCCAUUCUAUCCUCCCACCGCACCGCCCAUGGCUUCGGGCGCCGCAGGCCCUGGACCAACCAAGCGCGCAGCAGGAGGGCCCACUACAGACACGUGGGCAGCAGAACAGACAACCAUCAUGCCGCGUCGCAGCCGUGACCGAGAGCGAGACCGAGGGAGGGGCUCCGCCUGGGCCAGCGACAGCCGCAACCGCAACCGCAACACCACCAGCCCCUCUCACUCCCGUUCCCGUUCCCGUUCCCGUUCCCGUUCCCGCUCUCGGUCCCGGUCCCGGUCUCGCUCGCCGCUGGCAAAAGCACGCUCCCUGCUCGCAUCCACAUUCACGCCCUCCACGUCGGGCCUAGGCGCCGGCGUGCUGGGCGCCAUCGUGGGCGGGCUUGCGGCUGCCGAGGUUAGCGAGCACCACCACUCACACGGUCACGGUCACGGUCGUGGGAGGGGUGGCGGAGAUAAUUAUAAUAGUAGGGAGAGGGAGAGGCAUCGGCUGCUCUCCACCGUGGUGGGUGCUGCGGUUGGCGGGCUGGGGGCAAAUGCGAUUGAGAAGCGGCUGGAGGAGCGGAAGGGGGGAACUCAGGGGAGCGGGGAGGCUGGGAGGUAUAGGGAGGAUAAUGGUAGAUCUCAUAGGGAUGAUGGUCUUGGGAGGAAGGGGAGUCGAGAGAGGGGUGGCGGUGGGGAUUGGGUCAGGUAUUGAGGUGGUUCUUUCCUGGGGGGUUCUUUCUUUCUGUCUUUGGGUUGGGCUGUAGGACAUAGGCGUGUAUUGUACACUUAAUGGGAGGUUGGGUUGUGAUACAUGUUACCGGAUGGCGGCAUUUCAUCAAGAUGUACUUUUGUAGACAUACACGGAGGAGUUGGGCAUAGCGUGUAACUACAUCAUUUUGGUCGGGCAAUAUCUCGUUGUUAUGGUUCCUCUGUAUUAUUAUGGAUAAGCAGAACAGCCAAGGCACAUACCUAAGGCCGGUGGCCGUACAUGCUUCACAUUUUCUCCCUCGCAG
This is a messenger RNA of Chaetomium strumarium, 1309 nucleotides long. RefSeq lists its product as uncharacterized. The transcript has a single exon. Bases 187 to 1008 code for a protein of 273 amino acids. NCBI's taxonomy places the organism in Eukaryota, Fungi, Ascomycota, Sordariomycetes, Sordariales, Chaetomiaceae. The record is from RefSeq and is a predicted model, not a curated record.